Olea europaea var. sylvestris is the source of this 2533-nucleotide messenger RNA. RefSeq lists its product as uncharacterized. The record is from RefSeq and is a predicted model, not a curated record. The transcript has a single exon. NCBI's taxonomy places the organism in Eukaryota, Viridiplantae, Streptophyta, Magnoliopsida, Lamiales, Oleaceae. Bases 685 to 2169 code for a protein of 494 amino acids.
AAAGCGCUUAUCAUAAAUCGUUACUGUUAAAAGUCAUCAUUCGUAACGCCCUUCAAGAUCCGUCUAAAAUGACGGCCGCUUUAACGGAAUCCGUCCAUUUAUUUCCCUUAACUCUCUCUCUCUCCCCCUCUCGCUCGCUUCUCUGUUGUAUCGUAUUGGGGAGAAUUGCUUGCGAAGAUCUUCACAGGUUUAUUUUGCAGAUUUCAUAGCCCCACCCUUACAGAAAACUUAUUCUUUUUGAGAUCCUUUUAUUUUGAUUGUAGCAUUAAUUUUUUUGCUUUUCAGUGUUUGUAUUUUUCCUUUCUUUCUUUUUAGCCCUUAAUUGCUUGUACUGAAUUUUUCUUUCUUGUUCCAAUUUGGAUCGACAAAAGUUGAUUUAUAUCACUGCCCACCUUGUAAACAAAAAACUUAUCAAAACCCAUAUCAAUUUUGAGUUUGAAUCCUGAGUAUAUUUUUGGUAUGGUAGUUUUAUAGGGUUUCUCGUAAAGGAAUUGUUGAUUUUUGGGGGAAUUCCAAUAGGGUAUCAAAACCAUAUGAAUUUGAGUUUCAAGCUUGACUAUUUUUAUGGUAUGGCUGUUUUGUAGUUUUUCCCUGUAGAGGGAUUGUUGAUUUUGGUAGGGAUAAUAGGUUAUUGGAAUUAUAUAUAUCGAAUUGUGAUAAUUAUUGGAUGAUAAGGAUUUGGAUAUGGGAGAAGAUUUGUUGACAGGUUUAAGCAUGGACAAUUAUCAUCCAUCUACGUUCUUGUCCAUGGAUUCAAAUGUUAGCUCUCAUGACGAAUCCAAUCGGGAGAUGAAUAGGCAAGUUGUUCUUCCAGGGCCACCGGAUAUUAAUCUCCCUUUAUCAGUAGAGCGGAGUCCUCCUCCCCAGCAGUUAUGGAACCAUGAUUCUUUUGAUAUGCUGGAUGUUGGCCUUGGACACCAAGUGAACGAAUCUGAUAAGCUUUUUGAUUUGCCUAAAAUUGGGCGAAAAUGUGCCAAGAGAUUGGAUAGUGUUUGGGGUGCUUGGUUCUUCUUUAAUUUCUACUUCAAGCCCGUUUUGAAGGAGAAAUCAAAGUGCAAUGUGGUGAGGGAUAGUAAUGGGGUUUCGGGUUUCGAUAAAUCUGAUCUCCAACUUGAUAUCUUUCUUGUGCAGCAUGAUAUGGAGAAUAUGUAUAUGUGGGUUUUCAAAGAGAGACCAGAGAAUGCACUUGGGAAGAUGCAAUUGAGAAGCUAUAUGAACGGGCACUCAAGACAAGGGGAACGCACAUUUCCUUUUAGUGCCGAUAAGGGUUUUGUGCGGUCUCACAAAAUGCAGCGUAAACACUACCGUGGGUUAUCUAACCCGCAAUGUGUUCAUGGGAUUGAGUUGGUGCCAUCACCCAAUCUUACUGGUCUUGAGGAGGAGGAUCAGAAGAAGUGGAUUGAAUUGACUGGUAGAGAUUUAAGUUUUUGUGUUCCACCUGAAGCAAGAGACUUUAGCUCAUGGAGGAACCUCCCUAACACAGAAUUUGAGCUUGAAAGGCCACUUCCCGCUCCAAAGUGCAAUGCACAACCCCCUGCAAAGAAACUGCUAAAUGGGUCAGGUUUGAAUUUGUCUACUCACCAUGUAAAUGGCAAUGGAAUUGACAUAUCAAACAAGAAGAGGAAAGACCUCUUCUCACAUGGAAAUGAUGAAGAUUGUUGCUUGAGUAAUGAUCUCAAUACAGAUUGCCAUCAAAAUGCUGAGCUUCAUCCUAUUGAACCUUCUUGGAUGAGUGAGUUUUCAGGGGUGAUGAGGAAUGUCUAUGGUCCUGUUACAGGGGCUAAAACAAUUUAUGAGGAUGAAGAAGGAUACUUGAUACUAAUUACCUUGCCUUUUGCUGAUCCAGAAAGGGUGAAAGUCCAUUGGUGGAACAAUCUCACACAUGGAGUGCUUAAGAUAUCAUCUGUGAGCACAGCCUGCAUGCCCUUUGUUCAAAGAAAUGAUAGAACUUUCAAACUUACCGAUCCAGCUCCAGAGCACUGCCCGCCCGGAGAAUUCAAAAGGGAAAUCCCACUUCCCACUAGGAUUCCUGAUGAUGCCAAGCUAGAAGCAUAUUUUGACAAGAGUGGAACAAUUCUUGAGGUUAAAGUGCCUAAACAUCGUGUUGGACCAGAGGAGCACGAGGUGCCUGUUUGCCUUCGCCCUCCAAACGAGUUCGCUCUGUCUUGAAGGAGUGUUGAUCAAUUCAAAGAAUUGAAUUAUCUGGGAAUAUAAAUGCAGAGUACAUGGGCUAUUUUUUCUGCAUUUGGAUAGCUAUAUUAUGGGAUAGGUUUUGAACUUUGAUCCCAAAUUGAUAGGGACAAAGGUAAGAAUCUUGCGGCCUGAUUUCUAGGUUUAAUGGAUGAGUAAUUUUAGAAUCAGCUUCGUGCCUUACUAUCUUAUUGGUUAUUAUCAGGGUAUUGGGAAGGAUUUUUAUUUAUUGUUUAUGAAAUGUUCUGUGACACAUCUUAUUUUGUGAUUCAUCGGGAUAUAAAAUUGACAUUUGUGUAAUUGGAUAUAACAUUUAUGAGUAGCUUCUUCAUUUUUUAUUGUA